AUGUCGCCUUCACGGAAAAGCUCCUCGACGCAUAAGUGUCCCAAUCGCUCCUCAGACUUGUCGUUGAACAAGCCCGCGAAUGGAUUCGACUUGAACAAGUCCGGACAGAUCAAUGAUCUCGAGGAGGCAAUCGAGUUGCAACGAGCUUCCCUGGGUCUCUGCUCAGAAGGACAUCCCGAUCUUUCUGGGUCAUUGAGCGAUCUCGCAGCUAUUCUUUCAACACGAUACCAGCAAUGCGAGCGGGGGGAAGACCUCGAGGAAAUCAUCAAGUUGCACCAAGCCGCUCUCAACCUGAUGCCCGAGGACGAUCCUGAUCGUCCUAUGUCUCUAAACAACCUUGGUGAUUCCCUUCGUUCUAGGUUCGAGAAGAAUGGAAGAUCUCAGGACCUUGAUGCAGCAAUAGACUUGCAACAAGCUGCUGUGGACCUUGAGCCGGAAGGUCAACCAUCUCAUCCUGCAUCUCUAAGCAACCUUGCAGGUAACCUUCGUACUCGAUUCAAUCAUCGUGGAAUGGCUGAGGAUCUCGAAGAAGCCAUCGAGUUGGAUCGAGUUGCUCUUGAGCUUCGCCCGGAAGGCCAUCCUGAACGUUCCAUGUCUCUGAAUAACCUCGCAGGAUCGCUGUUCACUCGGUCCCGCGAGCAUGAGAGGAUCGAGGAUCUUAACGAUGCAAUAGAUCUACACAGAGCCGCAUUAAAGCUACGCCCCAGAGGCCAUCCCGAUUUUUCUAUGUCCUUGAACAAUCUUGCAGUUUGCCUGUACAGUCGUUUCCAAUUUGUUGGAGAGACUGAGGAUUUGGACGAAGCAGUCCAGCUGAAUCAAACUGCGUCAGAGCUUCAUUCCAAAGGCCAUCGCCUUUACACCAAGUCUCUAACUAAUGCUGCUCAUUUCCUUGAAACGGGCUCCUCGCAGUAUGAGAAGCCCGAGGAUCUUGACAAGACAGUCGAAUUGUACCGAGCUGCUCUGGAGCUUCAUCCCAAAGAGGCUCUUCUUCAUCCGGGUCGUCUCAGCAACCUUGCGUCUUCCCUCCGCAAACGAUUCGAGCAGCAUGGAAGGAUCGAGGACAUCGAGGAGGCAAUCAAUCUACAUCGUCUCGCCCUGGAGCUUCGGCCUGAAGGCCAUCCAGAGCGUUCUUCGUCCUUAACUUGCCUCGCAUAUUCCUUAUAUGCUCGAAUCGAACAGCGAUGGUGUAAGGAAGAGUUUGAAGAAUGCGUAGAAUUACUGAAGCUCGCUGUUACCCACAGGUUCUCGGGAGCAACAGCGCGUUUAAUUGCUGCAAAACUGUGGACAUCAUUUGCACUCCAUCACGGUCACUCCUCUGCCUUUAUAGCUUACAAGUCUACAGUAUCUGUACUUCAACAUGCUCUCAGCAUAAACCCAACUCUCCAUGAACAACACGAGUUCCUUCUCAGGGACGAAAUCUACAGCAUACUUACCAAGAGGACGGCUUCCUGUGCGAUCGGGAAAGACUGUUUAGAACUGGCUAUUGAGAUACUUGAACAAGGAAGAGGCUUGCUAUGGUCACAGUUGCGCGAUUUCAGGACUCCUCUAGACCAACUUGCAGAAACAAACAAAGAACUUGUCGAUAAUUUCAUGAAUGUCAGUCGUCAGCUGGAGAAUCUCGCGAAGUCGCGUGUAGAGUUGACGGCUACAUCGACCAGGGAUGGAGGUAGAUCACUUAGACUGUACAACGAACCAGGACGGAAAUAUUUUGACGAACUGUUGAAGGUGAAGAGAGAACUUUCAACGCAGCAGGAGGGGAUUAUCAACGAAAUUCGAGGAGUUCCGGGAUUCGAGAAUUUCCUGGAAGCGAUGCCAUUCAAGCUACUGCAGCAGGCAGCUUCGGAGGGUCCGGUCAUCGUGGUCAAUUUCGGAAUUACUCGUUCUGAUGCCCUCAUUAUCCUCGUAUACAUCUUUGCAUCGAUCUCCGGGAAAACGCACCGACAGUUUGGAGCCGAUUCGGCGGAAUACGACAAGGAGCUUCGCGGAGCCAUGAAGAUGCUAUGGGACAGAGUUGUUUCUAAGGUUGUCGUGAAACUUAAGGAGCACGGGAUCGCAGAGGGAAGUCGUAUUUGGUGGUGUCCAACUUUUAUAUUAUCAAUACUUCCAUUCCAUGCUGCAGGGCCGUUCGAGGACGAAGAUGGAACUUGGAAAUACUUAUUAGACAAGUAUAUCUCAUCAUAUACUCCAACGCUCGGAGCCCUCAUCAAUGCACGGUCAGGCGGUAGUGGAGGCGAACCAACAGUGCUUGUCAUCGGAGACACCUCACUUCGGUCAGCUAAACAGGAGAUUAGAAAUAUCCGAAAUUGUGGGAUUAGCACCAAAUUACUCGUCGGCAAAAAAGUGUCUCGUGAUGCAGUGGUCAAAGACCUCCGGGAAGUGACAUGGGUCCAUUUUGUUUGUCAUGGCCAAUUAAAUCAGGAUCCCUUCGACGCUUCGUUCAAUCUAUCUGAUGGUGGGUUAACGUUGCUCGAUAUUGUUCAAGAUAAUCUUCCGAACGCGGAAUUCGCGUUUCUUUCUGCUUGCCAUACUGCAGAACAGUCUCACAACGGUGCACACGACGAAGUCCUCCACCUAACCGCGGCCAUGCAAUUUUCUGGCUUUCGUAGCGUGAUUGGGUCGAUGUGGGAGCUACUUGAUAAGGAUGGACCCGCGUUCGCUAAGACUGUUUAUGAGUACAUGAACAAUUGCGAGGAGGGCGAGGUGAAGUAUAAGAGGGCGGCUGCGGGACUUCGCAAAGCUGCUAUAGAGUUGAAAGCACGGGAAGGGAUUGCGACCGAACGAUGGGUUAAUCUUGUGAAUAUUGGUGCAGAGCUGCAGCAGGACUACGAAAAGCAGAAUGGCAUUCAGACUGAACAAUGA
Messenger RNA from Fomitiporia mediterranea MF3/22, 2859 nucleotides. Its product is annotated as TPR-like protein. The transcript has 4 exons. The record is from RefSeq and is a predicted model, not a curated record. Gene Ontology annotation, molecular function: protein binding. NCBI's taxonomy places the organism in Eukaryota, Fungi, Basidiomycota, Agaricomycetes, Hymenochaetales, Hymenochaetaceae. The coding region runs from base 1 to 2859 and encodes 952 amino acids.